Schizophyllum commune H4-8 is the source of this 1687-nucleotide messenger RNA. Its product is annotated as PAP2-domain-containing protein. The record is from RefSeq and is a predicted model, not a curated record. Gene Ontology annotation, biological process: sphingolipid biosynthetic process; inositol phosphoceramide metabolic process. The transcript has 2 exons. Gene Ontology annotation, cellular component: inositol phosphoceramide synthase complex. Gene Ontology annotation, molecular function: inositol phosphoceramide synthase activity. Bases 101 to 1483 code for a protein of 460 amino acids. Lineage: Eukaryota; Fungi; Basidiomycota; Agaricomycetes; Agaricales; Schizophyllaceae.
CGCGCGGCAGUCGCUGCUCGAUCUUCACGCCAUCUCGCAGCUUUCCACACUCCCUCUCAUUCUCUCUCGGGAUCCACUGGUCGGCCUCGGGGUUUGCAAGAUGUCCGCGGUUCAGGCGAUGAAAAGAACCGCCUUGACGGUGUGGCAGGCCUUCGUGGCAGCGGUCGGGCGGAUGGACAAGUCGUUGUCACCGAGCGACACGAUUGAGCGGCUCAAGCGACAUAAAUUUACCCUCGGAGACACCGUCUACGUCUUCCACUUCGUCCUCGCCGCGUUCUGGUUCUCCAUCAUGCAAUUCCCUCCCGCACCAUGGAAAUGGUUCAUACCCCUACUCUACGGCAUCGCCCUAAUCAUACCCUUCACCUGCCAGUUCUUCCUCCGCGCGAUCCCUAUAUUCGCGUGGAUUCUCACCUUCUACUCCUCGCGCUUCAUCCCCGAGGCCUGGCGCCCCUCCAUCUCCGUGUCGACACUCCCGACACUCGAGUCCGUGCUCUACGGCGCGAACAUCUCUGACAUCCUCACGCGCUUCACGCACCCGCUGCUCGACAUUAUUGCGUGGCUGCCGUACGGCGUCGUUCACUUCACCUUCCCCUUCGUCGUCGCCGCCUUCGCCUGGCUCUUCCGCGGCAAGGAGGUCCUGCACCUCUGGGCGCGCAUGUUCGGCUACAUGAACCUCAUCGGUGUCAUGAUCCAGAUUGUCUUCCCCUGCGCCGCACCGUGGUACGAACUCAUAUACGGCCUCACGCCCGCCAACUACAGCAUGAAGGGCUCACCCGGCGGCCUCGCGCGCAUCGACGCCCUCUUCCACUCGCAGGGCUACACGACCACGUUCUCCAACGCGCCCGUCGUCUUCGGCGCCUUCCCCUCCCUUCAUGCGGGCAGCGCGACCAUGGAGGCGCUCUUCAUGUCGCACUUCUUCCCGCAGACCACGCGGUACAUCUUCGCGUACGCCGCCGUGCUUUACUGGGCGACCAUGUACCUCACGCACCACUACCUCAUCGACGUCGUGGGCGGCGCGUGCCUCGCCACCGUCUGCUUCUACCUCUUCCUGCCCGACGAGCUGUACGGCGCCGCUGCGACCGCGCCGCCGCAGGGCGUGGGCUCCCGUCGCGCCGCGCGCAACAAGUACGAGGCGUACGACCUCGAGGCGCCGCGUGCGCGCUCGCGCGGCAUCGUCGCGGACGCGGCGGACUUCGACUUGAGCGAGUCGAGCACGCUGUCGGACGAGGAGGAGCACGACAUCACGUAUCGCUCGCCGAAUCCGGCGAAGACGCCGACCUCGGGCACGCCGUUCAUGUUCCCGGGCAGCAACAGUGCCACCAGUCGCUCGCCGUCGCGGCAGGAGAACAAGAAGGCGGGGGGCGGGAAGAGCCAUAGGCAUACCGCGAGCAUUGCGAGUUUGAUUCGGGGCGAGGACCGCGCGGAGGAGGGCUGGAGUCCGAUUCGGGCGUCGUUUCCGGUGAAGGAUGGGAGUGCGGCUUAGGGGAGGAUGUGGUUGGUGCGGGUUAGUCUACAUAGACUGCUAAUAAUGUGUGUACACGUCUGUAUCCUAUUGGUUGCACCCGGUGUGCUCAAUCUCUUAUAGCUUUGUCAUUGUCAGUGUCUAUGGCCUCAGGACUUAUAGAGCAAAUGACCUUGAUUCUUAGCGGGACGACCUUGGAAAGAAGUAGCGCAUCGCUCGCCGUAC